CAUUGCACUUUUGGCAGGGGCAAAAAUGUAGCCACAGUACAGUGUUGCAUUUUGAUGAGCGCGGCUGAAUCUGCUCACACACCCCGACUAGUUGACUGGAUUGAAAACAUGGCUGCUGCCGAAUGUGCAGCAAAUUUACGGAAGUGAGGUGCCCACAUUCUGCAGCAGAGGAGAGAGCACCAGGAUGAGGAGACUGUAGGCAUCCGCCGUAGUAUGGCCGCGUCCCGUUCCUCGCGUGUCACAAGGUCAUCAGUGGGGCUCAAUGGAUUGGAUGAGAACUUUUGUGGUCGAACCCUCAGGAACCGCAGCAUUGCACAGCCAGAGGAGACCUCCGUGUCUCCGCUGCCCAGGGCCCGCUCACCUAAGAAGAAGCAGGACUCAAAGCAGGACUCAAAGCAGGACUCAAAGCAGGACUCAAAGCAGGACGCCAAGCAGGACGCCAAGCAGGACGCCAAGCAGGACGCCAAGCAGGACUCAAAACAGGACUCAAAGCAGGACACCAAGCAGGACACCAAGCAGGACUCAAAACAGGACUCAAAACAGGACUCAAAACAGGACACCCAGCAGGACAGCCAGCACCAGACCUCAUUGCAGGGAAAGGUAGCUGACUCAAAGGCAUCUCCAGCUGAGUCGGAGCAAUGGACCAGCUCCAGGAAACGGGGAAUGUCCUGUUCAGAAAAGGACAUUGGUCCAGAGAAGUCCGAGAACUGUGAGAGAGGGAAGGGGGCACGGGAUGCCUCUCCUCAAAUUAAAAGGGCCAAGCGGUGCUCCCGCUCUGGAGAUUCUCAGGGACCUGACGAGGACCCUCAGCCUCUGAAAUCUGAAAGUCCUGUCUCUGUCCCAGAGUCCAGCAAAGACAACAACAGUGAAGAUUUGCCUAGCCAAAACUCUGCUAACACAGCCACGUCCUCGCCUGACCUCAGUAAAGAGGAAGUUGAGGUAAAGGAGAGCAAGGCAGAGGAUGGCCAUGUUGAGUGUGACGGGGCAGCUGAGGCUCCAAACACUCACAAGGCCUCUAAUGGACUUGGAGAGACUAAAGCUGAGGAUAAGGAACCUAACACGCUCACUGGAGAGCCUAGCGCAAAUUCCACCUCUGCCACCAAUUGCCCUUCGCUGCUCAAUGGUAGCCAGACGGGGGCUCCCUCAUCCCCUGACCCCAUUGUGCCUUGUAGAAACUCUGUCCCCGGGCAGACGGAGGCUGCCCCGGGACAGAGUGGCUCAGGGGAAUCGCCGGCGACAUUGGAGGCUGUUCCAGAGGAUCCUGUCCCUGAGUUGAUAGUAGCUAAGGAGCAGGAAGUGGAGGAGGUUGAGGUGGAUGUGGUGGGCGAGUCCAUGUGUCUGGCUCACGAGGAGCAGGUGACAGAGGGUGAGAGCAGUGCCAAUGGCCGGCCACUCACACUGGUGCAGGAAGCUGCUGCCUCCACCUCCUCCACCACCGCUAACAUGAACAAUAACCCAAUCAACAGCAACAGCAACUCAGGAGAAACCACACCCCCAUUAGCACCAACCCCCUCCCCCACAGAGCCAGGAUGCAACCCCUCAGUUUCUGGCACACCCCCCUCUUUCACAGAGCCUCACGAACACAGAUACACCCUGCGGACUUCUCCUAGGAGGCCUGCCACUAGUGGCAAACCCUCCUCCCCCAAACCCAACUCCCCUCCCAGAGACAAUGGUCCCCUGAGGGAAGAAGGGGAGUUGGUGGUGGGGCCAGAGGAUGACUGUCCCAUGCUGGAGGAGCCUACUCCCUCAGCCUGCGUGGGCCCCUCCAGUGGGGAGCAGGCCCCUGUGGAUCCUGGGGACAAGGCAGGUGGCGAGGGCAGUCGGCCUGCGGAGGGUGAUGAGGCUGGGAGCUGCAAGGAGCCAACACAAAUCCAAGCAACAGAGGAGGAUGAUGAGGAGGAGGAAGAACCAGACGUGUAUUACUUUGAGUCUGACCACCUGGCUCUGAAACACAACAAAGAUUAUCAGAGGCUGCUGCAGACCAUUGGAGUGCUUGAGGCCCAACGCACGCAGGCCAUCCUGGACCUGGAGACUCUGGCCCGCCACCAGAGAGAGGCACUCGCUGACCCCAUCAGCUUUGUGGAGCAUCUGCAGAAACGGGUGAACCUGGGCUUGCCCUGCCCCCAGCGGGUCGUCCAGUUGCCUGACAUCGCAUGGGAGCAGUACACCUCAGGCCUGGGAGACUUUGAGAGAGAAUUCUGCGACAAGAAGCGCAAAACCAGGCGGCUGAAGCUGAUCUUCGACAAGGGGUUGCCUGUCCGACCAAAAAGUCCCGUGGAGCCCAAGAGGGAAGGCGAAUCCUCCACCAUGUACUCCUCUCUGCCCACUAGUGAUGCUCCAGAGAACGGCAGGCAAACGCAGAUGAUCAGGGGGAGGUUAUGUCACUCAAACAAGCCUGACACAUUUAACCAGCUGUGGACUGUGGAGGAACAGAAAAAACUGGAGCAGCUUCUCCUUAAGUUUCCACCUGAGGAAGUAGAGUCCAGAAGAUGGCAGAAGAUUGCAGAUGAGCUGGGCAACAGAACAGCAAAACAGGUUGCCAGUAGGGUUCAAAAGUAUUUCAUCAAACUGACAAAAGCUGGUAUCCCCGUGCCUGGAAGAACACCCAACAUGUGCAUGUACACUAAAAAGUCAUCCAAUAAGCGGCAGCACCACCUUAACAAGCACCUGUACCGGCGGUCGACAUUCCUGACCUCUUACGAGCCCCCGGUCUACAUGGAGGAAGAUGAUGAGCGCGCAGCUUAUUAUGGCAGCGUCCCGGACCCUUCUCCUGAUGACUCGGAUGAGGACGUACCUGUGGAGUUGAGACACUUGCCAGAGUACAAGGAGCUUCUGGAGCUGAAGCGGCUGAAGAAGCAGAAGCUACGGGAGAUCCAGGAGGAGAGCGCUGUGGUGCAGCACCUUGGCUACAAGUGUGACAUGUGUGGCAUGGAGCCCAUCCAGGGAGUGAGGUGGCACUGUCAAGACUGUCCCCAGGACAACGCGGUGGAUUUCUGCUCCAACUGCUCUGACUGCUUGUUCAAGACAGAGACCCACAAGCCGAAUCACCACUUGGAACCAGUGUACCAGCCACAAACCUUCCUGGACAGGGACUAUUGCCUGCCGCAGAGCACGGGCUACAACUACCUGGACCCCAACUACUUCCCAGCCAACAGAUGACAGGGUCCAAGGCACCCCUAACUCCAGGCUCUCUCCACAUAUCCCACAGGCCACUCUGUGCAUGGCUCCAUCCUCCAAGUCCAAGAUAACCGCUUAACCCGCCGCCAGGCAGGAAGGCCAGCAGGCAGGCAGGCAGCCAGGGGCCUCAGAGCAGACCACAGUGCUGGUGGUGGGGGGGCCGUUGGUAACUGGCCUCCCUGACUAACUCGAGCAAGGGCGGCCAUGUUGGUUCCUCAGAGCGGGGGCCUCGCUCCACCUCAGCCAGGUUAAUCAAUGGAUCUCUGAUUUAAAAUGAUACACUAUUUAAAAAAAAACAAACAAAAGAAAACAAAAAAACAAAAACAGAAGGCACACCGACAUUCCUGAGCUCUGUAACUCCAGGAGGGGCUGUGUUUGUCCCUGUUUCCCUCCUCCCGUUGCCCUCCAAUACCUCCCUGUGCUGCUUUCAAACUGGAGAACUGACUGUCAGUCUGGUGUCAGCACCACCUAAUGGAAGCGUGCGGCUGACCAGUGUGUCAUAGUGGACCUUAACUCAUCAACUGAGAUACACAUGGGUGGUUAGUAUGUGUGUAUGUGGUCUCCGUGUUAUGCAAGAGUGAAAAAAUGUCCUAGCUAGGUAAUCGUAGAUUGAGUAUUUAUGAGUCCGACUUCCUCAGUGGAAGUUAGGCUGCUGCAGAAGAAUUUGGGCAGUGUUUUUUGGGCGGUGGAACUUGGUGUCGAGACGGCGUCUUUGGCUUCAGACCGAGUAGGAAAUCGUUCGCAGGAGCUUUGCCGGUCCAUGGACAUUCAAAAGACAAACCUGUUUGUGUUAAACGGACUUUGCGCCAUGUCAACAUGGGGCUAACCUACCACUGUCACUCGACGCUGCUCUCUACCCCCCCCUCACUUUUCACCGUCUCUCACAAACACACACACACACAAACACACACACAAUCUCACAUUUGUCAUCUCUGUUUCCUUUUUAAAUGUUUCAGCUCCCCCUCACUCUCUCUCUCUGUCUCUCUCUCUGUCUCUCUGUCUCUCUCUCUCUCUCUCUCCCUCCCUCCACUAAACAGUCUGUGACAAAGAAGCACUACAGCUUGGAGAGCUAAUAUUGUUGAAGGCAGAUGUGCAGGCGAAUGGGAAUGUAUGGAAAAAUGUAGAAGACUGUUUUUUGUUUUUCUGUUGUCCCCCCCCUCCCCCCAAUGUGUGCUGUUGUUGAUCAUGUUGAGUAUACAAGUAUAUGGUGAAAAGUAGCCAGCGCUAGUUGCUGUGUGCCAUUUAAAAAAUAAAAAAAAAAGUUUUUUUUUUUUUUUGUUGUUGGGGAGGGGAAAUUCCACCUUUGAACUUGGCCACAUCUUCUCCUUUCCUGCGUGGAACCAUUGCCCCACGUCAAAUUGACCCAAUUAUCAUGCCUCUAGAUCCUCCUUAAUUUGUAAGUCCACUUAAAGGUCCAUUUAAAAAAAAGAUUGUAUUUUUAUUAAUCUAUUUAAAAAGAAGAAUUGAGGUAGUGGUUGCUGCCUCUACAGUGGAACUACCCACGCAAUUUUAUACACAUAGAUUUUGUUGUGCUUGAGUAGACACCAUUUUGUAUGGUUUUCGUUUCGUCUCCUUCCCUCACCCCCCUUGCCCCGCUUCAGUAUCUGUGUAUAACAGUCUGUUCUUAUGUAAAAAAAAAAAAUAAUAAUGUAAAAAAAAAAAAAUGCUAGAGGAGAACCGUGGAAAUAAAAG
Messenger RNA from Myripristis murdjan (pinecone soldierfish), 4869 nucleotides. RefSeq names its product zinc finger, ZZ-type containing 3 (gene zzz3). The transcript is spliced from 12 exons. The record is from RefSeq and is a predicted model, not a curated record. NCBI's taxonomy places the organism in Eukaryota, Metazoa, Chordata, Actinopteri, Holocentriformes, Holocentridae. Bases 214 to 3159 code for a protein of 981 amino acids. Gene Ontology annotation, molecular function: zinc ion binding.